AAGCGAUAACCUUCCCACCCGCCAAAAAAAAAAAACCACCCUGUAUCCGAGAAAACUGUGGUAUCAUCCAAGCGAAAGUCUUUGGGCAUAUCCUCUCUAGAUGCAACCCGCGCAUAUCGAUUAAAACAGAUAACACAAUGUGACCACACCAAUCCAUGAACCACGAUGUAUGCCUUGCGCCGUCAAACAAUGCAUUGGCCAGACCAUUCCCAGGUCAACCCUGAAUCGCUCUCUGGUUUUUCAGUCUUUGAAUGGAUAUAGUCCACCUUCUUUGAACCGGCCCCCCCAACUCCACGCUAGUAAAACAAAAGAGAACAUGAUUUUUCGAGUAGUUACAGAUUUUUCAAGUGUAAAUCAAGUUCCAGACUUUUCCGCGGCAGGCGCAACUUUUCCGGGCUGGUUCGUAAUAUCCGUGGCACGGGAAAAGGUUACCGAAGAGUGGCACCGGGUGAUGGAAUGGUACCGGGUGGUGUUGCACCGGGUGUGUGUAUUUGUUGAACAUGUCCCAGAUGUACGGCAAUUGGAAUUUAGGCGCACAGCUGUUCUGGGCCGGGACAGGUACGGACACGGAACAUGGCUGGCACGGUUCCACAAUGGCCCCGGCGUAUUGAGGAAGGAACUCCUGGGCAUAAAUUGGAGGCUCUUCCUGAUACACCUGUGGCUCCGGAGAAACUCGUGUAGAUAAAUCCUCAUCCCGGAAAUCAUCGUCAAGAUCAUCGAUAGUCGAGGGACUCGAUGUCAAUGAUCCAUCAUCGGAUGAGCAUGUAGAUUCACCGUCCGAAUCAGAUGCAGCAGGUGAUAAAGGGGUGUUGAAGGCGAAGUCGCUGACAGGAGCGUCUUCAUAAAGGUAUUCGAUGGACUCGGGAGAAGUAGGUGGAGAAGCAAGGGGUUGAGCUGCACUGACGACGGGGGUAGUAAAU
Truncatella angustata is the source of this 920-nucleotide messenger RNA. RefSeq lists its product as uncharacterized. NCBI's taxonomy places the organism in Eukaryota, Fungi, Ascomycota, Sordariomycetes, Amphisphaeriales, Sporocadaceae. The record is from RefSeq and is a predicted model, not a curated record. The transcript has 2 exons. Bases 170 to 685 code for a protein of 171 amino acids.